Molecule: messenger RNA, 2688 nt
Organism: Nymphaea colorata (pocket water lily)
Lineage: Eukaryota; Viridiplantae; Streptophyta; Magnoliopsida; Nymphaeales; Nymphaeaceae
Product: galactinol--sucrose galactosyltransferase
Exons: 4
Coding region: 16-2496 (826 amino acids)
Molecular function (GO): galactinol-sucrose galactosyltransferase activity
Source: RefSeq, a predicted model, not a curated record
AAAAUUAAAGCAUGGAUGUCUAUAAAUGCAUUACCAUUAUUGGGUUCUGCUUUACGAGUUUUCUACUAUAGGACAGCGAUAGGACAACUGCCUCCUCGGCUCGCUCUCUCGCUCCGUCGCGGCAGCCCUUGCUCAGCCUCUAGGAAGAAGAUGAGUCCUGAGGUCAUCAGAGACACAACCAAUGACCUCUCAGAUUCCCUGAAUGACAAGAAGCAGCAGUCCAUAACUCUCCAAGGCCACCAAUUCUUGGUCCAUGGCUUCCCCUUCCUCUUCGACGUACCCUCCAACAUAGUUCUAACUCCCUACAGUACUUCCCUCGGUGCCCACCACACAGAAGCACCCAUUAAUUCCGGCCACUUUGUUGGCUUCAACGCCGAUGCUGCUGACAGCCGACAUGUCGUCUCGAUCGGCAAGCUCGAAGGCAUCAGGUUCAUGAGCAUCUUCCGGUUCAAGGUCUGGUGGACUACACACUGGAUCGGCGACAAAGGCGGCGACCUCGAGCAUGAGACCCAGAUCAUGAUCUUAGACAGGUCCGAUUCCGGGCGCCCUUAUGUUCUCCUCCUCCCCCUCAUGGAAGGCCCCUUCAGGGCAUCCCUGCAACCAGGGGAAUCCAACGAUGUCGACCUCUGCGUCGAAAGCGGAUCGACUCAAGUCCUGGAAUCGAACUUCAGGGCCUGCUUAUACCUGCUUGAUGGUGACGAUCCCUUCGACCUGGUGAAGAACGCCAUGAAAGCCGUAAGACACCAUUUAGGCACAUUCAAGCUGCUGGAAGAGAAGACGCCCCCGAGAAUCGUGGACAAGUUUGGUUGGUGCACCUGGGACGCCUUCUACCUGAAGGUGCAUCCACAGGGGGUGUGGGAAGGGGUGAAGGGGUUAGUGGAGGGAGGGUGUCCACCAGGGAUGGUGCUCAUAGAUGAUGGGUGGCAGUCCAUCUGCCAUGACGAUGACCCCAUUACUGAUCAGGAGGGCAUGAACAGGACCUCUGCAGGGGAGCAGAUGCCUUGCAGGCUGAUCAAAUUCCAGGAAAACUAUAAGUUCAGGGACUACUGCCCCAGUGGGCAGGACGGCACAUCCCCUGCAGGAAUGGGGGGCUUCAUCAGGGAGCUGAAGAACACGUUUAAGAGUGUGGAGGAUGUGUAUGUGUGGCAUGCGCUGUGUGGGUACUGGGGAGGGAUCCGGCCGGGGGUGGAGGGCAUGCCUGAGUCGGAGGUCAUCAAGCCGAGGCUGUCGCCGGGGUUGCAGAUGACAAUGGAGGACCUCGCCGUGGACAAGAUUGUGAACAAUGGCGUGGGGUUGGUGCCGCCGGAGAAAGCUCAUCAGUUGUAUGAAGGGCUGCACUCUCGUCUUGCUGCCGUCGGGAUCGAUGGGGUGAAGGUGGACGUGAUUCAUCUGCUGGAGAUGGUGUGCGAGAAGUAUGGGGGAAGGGUGGAGCUGGCCAAGGCAUAUUACAAGGCUCUCACUGACUCGGUGAGGAAGCACUUCAACGGCAAUGGAGUCAUUGCCAGCAUGGAGCACUGCAACGACUUCAUGUUCCUCGGCACCGAUGCCAUAUGCCUUGGCCGCGUAGGUGAUGAUUUUUGGUGCACCGACCCAUCGGGCGACCCGAACGGGACGUUCUGGCUGCAAGGAUGCCACAUGGUCCACUGUGCCUACAACAGCCUGUGGAUGGCUCACUUCAUCCACCCGGACUGGGACAUGUUCCAGUCCACCCACCCUUGCGCUGCCUUCCACGCCGCCUCUCGCGCCAUCUCCGGCGGUCCCAUCUACGUCAGCGACUCCGUCGGCGACCACAACUUCCGCCUCCUCAAGACCAUCGUCCUCCCCGACGGCUCCAUCCUCCGCUGCAACUUCUACGCCCUUCCCACCCGCGAUUGCCUCUUCCAAGACCCGCUCCACGACGGCCAAACCAUCCUCAAGAUAUGGAACUUGAAUAAGUUUACUGCAGUACUUGGAGCGUUUAAUUGCCAAGGCGGAGGAUGGUGCCGCAAGGAGAGGAAAAACAAAUGCUUCUCACAGUAUUCCCACCAAAUAAAAGCUUCAGCAAAGCCGGUGGAUAUAGAAUGGAGCAAAGGGAAGGAUCCCAUUUCAGUCGACGGCGUCGAUCUGUUCGCUGUGUACCUUUUCCAAGGAAAGAAGUUGGUUCUCCUCAAACCACAAGAGAACUUAGAUAUUGAACUGCAACCGUUUGAUUUUGAACUCUUGACUAUCUCCCCUGUGAAGUCUUUCACCACUAAGGGCAUUAAGUUUGCUCCAAUUGGGCUUGUUAACAUGCUUAAUACUGGAGGUGCAAUUCAAAUGGUUGAUUACAAUGAAAAUGAGGCCACAGUGUCCAUUAAGGUGAAAGGAUAUGGUGAAAUGCGCAUCUUCACGUCCGAAAACCCAAGAUCAUGCAGAAUUAAUGGAGAAGAAGUUGACCACUCUUAUGAAGACAGAAUGGUUGUGGUUCAGGUUGCUUGGCCAGCUUCUGGGUUCUCUCUUAUUGAGUUGUUGUUUUAAGCACUGGCCUAGUUCCUGGUCUUGCUGCUGCAGGGAUGUGUCUUGAUGUUAGUCCCAUUCAUUGCUUUCAUGCAACUGAACUUUCUUGGCACUAUUCGGUCAAGAUAAACUGUCAGGAAACUGUUACAUUGUUGUGGUACAUAUCAUAUGCAAAAUUCUGAUAUGUAUGAGAAAUUUUUAUUUUUAUGUGAA